UUAUUAGAUUGUAUUCACAACUACAAAAUAAUACGCAUUGCUCUGUGUGUAUUGAUGAUAUAAAAAUUAAAAUUUUUCCCGGUGCUCAGUUAUUUGAGUGUCAGUCGUCAUCUCAGACGAGUCGUGAGCACAGUGUUGAAUUCAAUUGAGAUAGUAAAAUGGGUUGCAUAAUAUUGUUAAUCGGUUUUGUGACACUUGUAGCAAUUGGGUACUUUUUUGUAAAGAAAAAAUACAGCUACUGGGAGGAAAGAGGCUUUCCACACUUGAAAGCAACAUUUCCCAUGGGCAGUGUAUGGGGAGUUGGCUACAAGAAGCACGUUAGUUUGUUCUUCCAAGAUGCCUACAGAGAAAUGAAGGGGAAAGAUGUUGUGGGCGGAAUGUAUUUUAUGAUAGAGCCAACCUUGCUCGUGAUGGAUCUGGACUUCACAAAAACCAUCCUUAUAAAGGAUUUCCAGUAUUUUCAUGAUCGUGGAGUUUAUGUGAAUGAACGCGAUGAUCCACUCACGGCUAAUCUUUUCGGACUCUCCGGUCAGAAAUGGAGGGUUCUUAGAGGAAAACUCAGCCCCACCUUCACGUCUGGAAAGAUGAAGAUGAUGCACACCACCAUCAUUGCUGUGGCUGAAGAAUUUGGAAAAUUCUUGCAACCGUAUGCUAAAAAAGGCGAGGAAGUUGAAUGGAAAGACAUCCUGGCUCGCUUCACCACAGACGUGAUCGGAAAUUGUGCCUUUGGAGUUGAUUGCAACAGUCUGAAAGAUCCAAAUACAGAAUUCCGACAAGUAGGAAAGAAGAUUUUCCAAUUUGGCGCAGUUGGCUUUAUCAAAAUAUUGUUCAUUCAGGUUUUUCCUAAUGCAGCUAAAGCCUUGAGAAUGAAAACGAAUAGUGACGAAAUUGCAAAUUUCUUCAUGAAACUCCUUAAAGAUACGAUAGAAUAUAGAGAAAAGAAUAACGUGAAGAGAAACGAUUUUCUCUCACUUUUAAUUCAGUUGAAAAACACAGGAAAACUCGAAGGAGACAGUGUGGAUUUGGGAAAACUGACUUUUGAAGAAUUGGCAGCACAAACAUUUGUAUUUUUUGGUGCUGGUUUUGAAACAUCUUCUGCUGCAAUGUCAUUUGCACUUUAUGAGUUGGCUUUGAAUCAAGAGAUUCAAGAUCGAGCCAGAGAGGAAAUCAAAUCAAUAUUGGAGAAGCAUGAAGGAAAUUUCACAUACGACGCUUGCAUGGAGCUCAAAUACCUCGAAAGGAUUAUUCAAGAAACAUUGAGAAAAUAUCCUGUUGUUGACAACGUCCUGAGAACUGCCACGAAUGAUUAUCAGAUUCCUGGCGACAAUCGUGUUAUCCAGAAAGGCAUUGCACUUGCCGUUCCCGUUUAUGCAAUUCACCAUGAUCCGGAGAUUUGGCCGAAUCCUGAAAGAUUCGAUCCAGAUCGAUUCACAGAGGAGAACAUCAGAAAUCGCCAUUCCAUGGCUUGGAUGCCAUUCGGAGAAGGUCCUCGAAUGUGCAUCGGAAUGAGAUUCGCCCUAAUGCAAACGCGAGUAGGCCUGGCGACAAUACUCAGCAAAUACCGCAUAGAUGUGACACAGAAAACUCCCAUUCCAAUGGUUUUCUCUGCCGCCAGUCCUUUUCUGUCUACGCCUGGCGGAAUGUGGCUGAAGAUUGAGGAGAUAUCGUAGAUACUGCGGGUACUAACCGCUCAUUUUGUUGGACAACAAUAAAAAGUAAUGUGUCAUUCAAUGAUUUUUCAGAUUCUUGAGUGUUAGAUGAGUGGAAAAUAAAGAUUAAGCUUUUAUCAUUUAAUCCAAGGAAUCCAGCGUGAACUACAAUUUUUGCACUGAUUACAAUAAGUUUACAUGAAGUGUGAAUUAAGAAAG
This is a messenger RNA of Phlebotomus argentipes, 1868 nucleotides long. Its product is annotated as probable cytochrome P450 6a14. Lineage: Eukaryota; Metazoa; Arthropoda; Insecta; Diptera; Psychodidae. Gene Ontology annotation, molecular function: iron ion binding; heme binding; monooxygenase activity. The transcript has 2 exons. Bases 159 to 1670 code for a protein of 503 amino acids. The record is from RefSeq and is a predicted model, not a curated record.